This is a messenger RNA of Pistacia vera, 1935 nucleotides long. RefSeq names its product disease resistance-like protein DSC1. The record is from RefSeq and is a predicted model, not a curated record. The transcript has 4 exons. Gene Ontology annotation, biological process: defense response. NCBI's taxonomy places the organism in Eukaryota, Viridiplantae, Streptophyta, Magnoliopsida, Sapindales, Anacardiaceae. The coding region runs from base 1 to 1935 and encodes 644 amino acids. Gene Ontology annotation, molecular function: ADP binding.
AUGGCUCGAACCCGACUUAAGCAUCUCGUCUCCGAUAGGCUACCAGAAGACAGACGCCAUUCAACCAUGGAAAAUAAUGAAACAAAAAUAGAGAGAAGCUCUUACCUCUCAGAGUAUGAGAACAGCUUCCGUUUCGAAUACUGGAAAAAUGCUGGUUUGAAAGGCAAAGGUUCCAGGCCUGAAUCAAAACUUAUAGAGAAGAUUAUUGAACAUACUUUGAAGAGAUUGAAUGAUAUGUCGUCUAUUUAUAGUAAGAACUUGAUUGGAAUAGCAAUGAAGAUUCAAAAAAUUAAAUCUUUAUUAUCUAAUGGGCCAAAAAAAGUAUGCAAGGUAGGGAUUUGGGGUAUGGGUGGUAUAGGCAAAACAACUCUUGCUGAUGUAGUUUUCAACGACAUCUCAAGUCAAUUUGAAGCUUCUUAUUUCACCAAAAAUGUUAGAGAAGUAUCGGAAAAAGGUGAACUAAGUCACUCGCAAAAAGAACCUUUUUCUACAAUAUUAGAGGAUGAACACAUCAAUAUAAGGCUCACAUUCACAAAAGAAAGGCUUGGAUGUAAGAGUGUGCUUAUUGUCUUUGAUGAUGUAACAGAUUUAAAACAAAUAAAAGAAUUAAUUGGAGAUCUUGAAUACGUGAGUGUAGGAAGUCAAAUCAUUAUAACAACAAGAGAUAAUCAAGUCCUUAAAAAUUGUGGACUGGAUGAUUCUGCCAUAUAUGAGGUCAAGGGAUUAUGUAGUUAUGAAUCUCUUCAACUUUUUAAACAACGUGCCUUCAAACAAAACCAUCCAAUUGAUGCAGUUUAUAUGAAGCUAUCAAAUAGAGUGAUAGAUUAUAUAAAAGGUUUGCCUUUAGCUCUUGAAGUCUUAGGCUGCUUUCUACUUGGUAGAGACAAAUUUGUUUGGGAAAGUGCACUGGAUGAAUUAAAAAAAUCUCCAAAUGAUGUUAUCCAAACAGUGCUUAAGAUAAGUUAUGAUGGAUUAGACUGUAGAGAGAAGGAUUUAUUUCUAGAUAUUACAUACUUCUUUAAAGGAUGGAAUAAACAUCUAGUUGGCAGGCUCAGUUCACAUAUUGGAAUAAGUGUUCUCAUUGAUAAAGCUCUUAUAACUAUUUCAUACAAGACCGUAACAAUGCAUGAUUUGAUUCAAGAAAUGGGUUGGGAAAUUGUUCGACAGGAUCCAGUUAAUAAAUUUUGCCAACGUAGUCGAUUUUGGCAUUGUAAUGACGUCUAUCGUGUACUGAAAAGGAAUCUUGGAACUGAUACGAUACGAGGCAUAUGUUUUGAUAUGUUCCAAAUGAGAGAGAUACACCUGGAUCCGUAUGCUUUCUCGAAGAUGCGUAAUCUAAGAUUCUUGAUUGUGAAUAACUCAGAUCAGAUAGACUAUAAUAAGGUGCAUGGUUUUGAAGGCAUUGAAUUUGAUUUCACAGAGCUAAUAUGCCUCUAUUGGAAAGGUUACCCCUGCACAUUGUUGCCAUUGAAUUUUGAUCCAGAGAAUCUUGUUGAACUUAAGAUGCACGGCAGCAAUCUUAAACAACUAUGGACCGGUAUCAAGGAUCUUGCUAAUUUAAAAUACUUUGACUUGAGGUACUCAAAACAUUUACUUAAAGUCCCUGACCUCUCACAGGCUCAAAAUCUAGAGUGCUUAAUUUUAGAAGGAUGUACAAGUUUGUUUGAGAUCACUCCUCCAUCUCAGAAUCUCAAUAAACUUAUUGUUUUGAAUCUAAGAUAUUGCGAAAAUCUCAUCAGUCUUCCAAUCGGUAUUCAAUCAAAGUCUUUAAGAGAUGUUAUUCUAUCUGGUUGCUCUAAUCUCAACACUGCUCCAAGGAUCUCAUGUAAUAUGAAACGAUUGUGUUUGGAUGGAACUGCAAUAAAAGAAUUAUCAUCUUCGAUCAAAGUCCCUCGAGAUAGUUCAAUUGAAUCUUCAGGGUUGUUCAGGGCUUGA